Branchiostoma floridae (Florida lancelet) is the source of this 6646-nucleotide messenger RNA. Its product is annotated as hemicentin-1-like. Gene Ontology annotation, cellular component: plasma membrane. The coding region runs from base 1 to 5343 and encodes 1780 amino acids. The record is from RefSeq and is a predicted model, not a curated record. The transcript is spliced from 42 exons. Lineage: Eukaryota; Metazoa; Chordata; Leptocardii; Amphioxiformes; Branchiostomatidae. Gene Ontology annotation, molecular function: protein binding; protein tyrosine phosphatase activity. Gene Ontology annotation, biological process: cell adhesion; axon guidance; protein dephosphorylation.
AUGGCAGCGGAUGCACGUGAACCAGCCACCUUCCACUGUGAGGCCCUGGCCGAGGCUUCGACCCACAUCAGCAUCACGUGGGCCUUUCACAAUGGCAGGGAUAUCCCCCUGCCGUAUCACUCCAGACACAGGCUGGAUCCGGACACAAGGGACCUAACCAUCCUGGCUGUGGAGGAAGGUGACCUCGGCAAGUACACCUGCCAGGUCAGCACUGACAACUGGAAUACCAAGUACCUACAGCAUGCAUGGCUCUCCAAAUAUGUGAAGCCUAGGAUAACCACUAACAUGGAAGACCAGGAAGUCAGGAAAGGAGAGCGGAUGACGUUGGCAUGCCAGGCCACAGGAACACCCCCACCAGCCUACACAUGGCUGUACAGAAACGAGGAUGUGCGGCAGUUAGGGUCCAGGUACACUGUCCGGGACGGCACCCUGGAGGUCCAACCCAUUCAGGUGGAGGAUUUUGGGAGUGAGACGGUGAGAGACAAAUGGGACUUGUUCAUCCGUGAAGUACAGCCUAAAGAUGCUGGAGUGUACAGGUGUGAGGCUUUCAACAAUGAGGGGAUGGACCAAACCAUUGUGGAGCUAGUGGUGCAAGAACCUCCAGAGUUUGCGAUCAAGGUUCCACAGAGGGUGUCUGUUGCUGUGAACGAAUCCUUCCAGUUUGUGUGUAAUGCCACUGGAAACCCCAUUCCAGCUGUGACAUGGCUCUUCAAGUCUGAGGAGGUGACAUCGAUGAGUGACAUGUACGGAGCUCUCCUGGCCCUGGACCUGGUACAGAGGGAGGAUGAAGGGAACUACACCUGUCUGGCAUCCAGUCCUGUAGGAGACAUCAGCACACAAAUGGAACUCCUCGUUAAAUACCCUCCCAGUGCUGCAGUGUCUCCAGCUGAUAAUGUGGUUGAGGCUGGGCAGUCCCAGCUGACCCUGACAUGUCAUGUAUCAGGAUACCCCUCACCAGAACAGCAGUGGUACAAGGAUGGAAACCCCCUGGUGGGUGGAGACAGAGUGGAGACAACUGGAAACCAUCUAACUAUCCACGACGUACAGGCCAACGACACCGGUGACUACGCCUGUGUGGCGUACAACGACUUUGGCAUGGCACAAGCCUGGGCCAGUAUCUUCGUCCAAGUGCCACCUACAAUCCACGCUGCACCAGUGAACACUUCAGUGUUUCCUGGUGAGAACGUGGAGUGGGCUUGUUUGGCAACCGGUAUCCCCACACCUAUGGUCAGGUGGUACAAGGAUGGCUUUGACAUCUACACCAUCAAUGCCAAUGGAUCUCAGUACUACAUGGAGGAGGAAAGUGGUGAUUUGACUGUGUUGGAGGCAGAUGCUUCCACGGAGGGAGUAUACACAUGUUAUGCUGACAGUGAAGCAGGGGUGGACAGUGCUUCUGCAUGGCUCAAGAUAUACACUGCUCCGACCCUGUACGCCUCUGAGAAUGAGACCUACCUACAAGGAGAUCCUGUAGAAAUACUAUGUCUGGCUGAUGGCUACCCUGACUCCGUGGUCACGUGGACCUUUCAAGGUGACCCUCUGACCUACAAGGAGGGAAUGAUGGUGGAGGAAACAGGCAUGAUCUCUAUUGAGCAGGUGACACUGGCAGAUGCUGGUUUGUACCAGUGCAAUGCUUCCAACUUUGUUGGUUGGUCAGAGGCAUCUGUGUACAUCACAGUCCACACUCCCCCCAGGUUUAUCGUCCAUCCAUCAGAUGUAGAGGUGUUCCCUGGUGAUACCACCUACUUCUCAUGCAACGCUACAGGGGUGCCUACUCCACGGAUCUCAUGGACAUUCCAUCCUAAGACACCAGGAUCUGGACAACUCCAUCCAAACCAGUCCUCAACUGGUGACCUGUGGGUUGUGAAUGCUGGGUACCAGGAUGAAGGGAUAUACCAGUGUACUGCCAGCAAUGCAGCUGGGAAUGUCACUACCAUGGCAAGGCUGAACAUCCUCACUCCUAGCAACAUCACUGUCCCGCCUAGCAACCUCACCCUUUUGAAGGGGCAAACCGCCGAGUUUCCCUGUGGGGCAGUCGGCUUCCCUCUCCCAGAUGUUACCUGGACGUUCCAGAACAUGACCAUCGAUGCAUCGUCACAUGGUUCCAAGUACCAGAUUGAGGAGACGGGUACACUCGUGGUGAAGGCUGUAGACCUGGCUGAUGUUGGGUGGUACAGUUGUACCGCUGACAAUGGGGUGGGGAACGACACGGCAUCUGCCUACCUGACAGUGCAUGUGCCUGCACAUUUCAGGAGGUCACCUCUGGAUCAAGCUGUAACCCACACCCAGAACGUGGUCUUCUACUGUGAGGCUGGGGGCGUCCCCACUCCCAGACUGCACUGGCGGUGGAACGGCUCCCCUACCCUGGGGAAGGGUGUCCAUGUCUCGCAGGACGGACGCUCGCUGGUCAUCCACUUUGCGUCGUACUACCACGAGGGAAGGUACACUUGUGUCGCCAGUAACACUGUGGGGCGCAGGGAAGGUACAGCCUCCCUCCGCAUAAACCGCAAGCCAGUGGUGACUUCCAUCUCAAACCCCAGGCCUGUGAAAGAGGGGCACAGCGUCGUACUGGAGUGUCUCCACAAAGGUUACCCCCCUCCCGAAGUCCAGUGGUUCCACAACAGGAGCAGAAUCCACGUCCCUGACCAGCAGGUGCUCGGGCAGAAGUACCACAUGAACAGGAAGGGUGUCCUUCAGAUCCACCCGGUGACGUGGGAGGAUACGGGUCUGUACAUGUGCGAGGUCUCCAACAGCCUAGGCUCUGAUAUGGCCAAGACAGGACUGGUGGUCUGGGUGGCACCAAGGUUCACCAAGCGAGAGCCUUACAAAACCAAGGAGAUCUUCGUGUAUGAGAAGAACGUGACGUUGGGUUGUCAGGCUGUUGGUUUUCCCGCGCCACUGAUCAAGUGGUACAGGGAGACAGAUGGGAGACCCAUGGGGCUGUCUGAUCAUCAACGGUUCACUGUCACAGGAGAUCUGAUCUUGACUAAGGUAACAAAGGAUGACAAGGGAACUUAUGUCUGCAAUGCCUCAAGUGAUGCUGGCUACAUAGAAGACAGGAUUGACAUCAAAAUCCUGGUUGCUCCAGUCAUCUACGAAGGGCCUUUCAACAGGAGUGUGAUCGUAGGAGGUACGGCUAGGUUCCGCUGCAAGGCUCACGGUCAGCCAGACCCCAAAAUCUCCUGGACCUACCAACCUGGGAUGGCCGUCCCGUUCAACCCCUACAGACACGGCCUGACCGCUCAGGGCCGAGAAGAACUCCCGUUUGACCGUGCCAGACAAAGCCUGGGGGACGGGGAAGAGCUGACCAUUACGGGGGUAACCCGACAUGACCAUGGGAUCUACGUUUGCGAAGCAUCUGGAGGCAGUGCAGGGAAGGUCUGGGCCAUGGCAAGUCUGACUGUACACGGUCCUCCUAUAAUAGUUGAACAUCCUCAAAGUGUGGUCUUCACAGGCACAAAGAAGAUCAUCAUGAGGUGUUAUGCCACAGGAGAAGGUCCACUUCGCUACAUCUGGAAGAGAAAAGGCAGGAAGAUUGGUACAGGAACAAGAAUCCUACUGCCAGUGCCUGAUGCUAUUGGUCAGUACCACUGUGAAGUGUCCAACAACUUUGGAAAGUCUCAAUCACGAGUGGCUGUGGUUCGGCGUCUAGGAAACCAGGAAGUGGAUACAGGCCAUGGUUUCAUGCGACGUGAGCAGUUGAGUUUUGAGGCAGAAGAGGCAAUGACAAAUUUUGCAAACGAGUUUGCAAACGAGUUCUACCCCAGACUGAGAGAACAGCUUGCAGACCAACUGAAGAUAUCCAUCAACAGGGUGGAGUACCUACGAGUCUACAGGGGUAUGGUGACCUUUGACCUAGCCCCUGUGGAGCAGGGCAGGUUGGAGCCAUCCUAUUCAAUGCUUGCAAAGGACUUGAAACAAAGAAAGAGAAGCGAUCCGCUUACUGUGAAGUUUGCUGAAAACUGGUAUGGAUUGGUGUACAUACCACCUCCGGAACCAACGCCCCCCAAACCAGUGGAAACAAGGACAGUGAUCGUUGAGAAGAAAGUGAAAUAUCGCGUGACCGUCCAUGUCCCAUGGAAGCCGACAACUACCCCGCAUACCCCAACUCCAGACACAGAACUCGAUAACAAAGUCGUGGCCCAGGACGAUGACAUAGAUGUGGGUGUCCUGGUGGGAACUGUUGUCGGCACCAUCGUGUUCCUCAGCUGUAUCUUCAUAUCCAUCACUGUCUGGAGAUCGUAUUUUGCGGACAAGAAGACCCCGAAGUCGCCCCACCAGCAGUUCUCGUUACUGCAGCAUGGCUUUGGUGGCGUGGAAGGCUGGGGGAACAGAGGGGACCGCUUUGAGCUGGAGUACCACCCCCCUCCCAACAUGAUCAAGUCCAAACCCAUGGGGUACCUGACCUUGAAGAGGCUUGUAGAGGACAUUAAGAAUGCAGAUGACGGAGCACUGGCCGUGAUAAAGCAGGAGUUUGAGAGUGUUCCUCUGAACCAAGCCAAGAUUCACCACACGCCCUGUGGCACUGAGCAGAAGAACCGCUACAUGAAUGUCCUACCAAACCCACACACAUCUGUGAAGUUGUUGCAGCUGAAUUCCGACACCACCACUGAGUACAUCAAUGCCAACCACAUCAGGGGCUAUGAUCGUCGACAGAAUGCCUACAUUGCAGCACAAGGUCCCCUUGGUACGACCCGUCAGGACUUCUGGAGGAUGGUGUGGGAGCAGAAUGUUGACAUCAUCGUCAUGACAACAGGGCUCGUGGAGAGAGAUCGGGUGAAGUGUGCCCGCUACUGGCCCAACUCCAGCGGUAAGACCAAGCACGAGGACUACGGGGACCUGAUCGUGACCGUUCUGAGCGAGGACAAGAACCAAAAGUACGCCAUCACCAGGAUGGAGCUGCAGCACAAGGAUGCCUCAGAGGUUCGUCACAUCUGGCACUACUGGUACACCUCCUGGCCAGACUUUGGUGUUCCUGAUGAACCAGACUACAUCCUGGACCUGCUGGAGGACAUGAACUGCCACCGCGCCCGCUCCAAACCUGUCAUUGUACACUGCAGUGCUGGACUGGGCAGAACUGGAGCCUUCAUAGGCAUUGACAUGGGCAUGGAGCAGAUUCAAAAUGAGAGCAUCGUGGACCCCCUCCUGUACUUCACCAGGAUUCGUCAGGACCGUGGAGGCUCUGUUCAGACCCUGGCACAGUACAUCUUCAUCCACCAGGUGCUGCUGCUGUACUUCGAGCGGAAGCGCAGCGAGCUGUCCAUGCAGACUGACCUGACCCGCCUGUCUAUGAGCACCAUGUCCCAGGGCACCAGCUCACUCACACAGCUCACAGCCAUGCUCUGACUCACACCUGAUGUGGCCCACCAGGGCACCAACUCUCUCACACAGCUCACAGCCUGACCUGUCCAACCAGGGCACUAGCUUGCUCACAGCUAUGCUCUGACUCACACCUGAUCUGUCCCACCAGGUCACCAACUCUCUAACACAGCUCACAGCCUGUCCUGUCCCAUCAGGGGACCAACUCGCUCACACAGCUCACAGCCUGAGCUGUCCAACCAGGGCACCAAUUCGCUCACACAGCUCACAGCCAUGCUGUGACUCACACCUGAUGUGUCCAACCAGGGCACCAACUCUCUAACACACCUCACAGCCUGACCUGUCUCACCAGGGGACCAACUCGCUCACACAGCUCACAGCCUGAGCUGUCCAACCAGGGCACCAAUUCGCUCACACAGCUCACAGCCAUGCUGUGACUCACACCUAAGGUGGCCCACCAGGGCACCAACUCUUACACAUUCCUCACUGCCUGACCUGUCCCCCCAGAGCACCAAGUUUCUCACACAACUCACAGACUGACCUGUCUCACCAGGGCACAAGCUGUCUCCUACAGCUCACAGCCUGAGUUGUCCAACCAGGGCACCAACUCUAUCACACAGCUCACAGCCUGAGUUGUCCAACCAGGGCACCAACUCUAUCACACAGCUCACAACCUGAGCUGUCCAACCAGGGCUCCAACUCUCUCACACAGCUCACAGCCUGACCUGUCCAAACAGGGCACCAACUCUAUCACACAGCUCACAGCCUGACCUGUCCAAACAGGGCACCAACUCUAUCACACAGCUCACAGCCUGACCUGUCCAAACAGGGCACCAACUCUAUCACACAGCUCACAGCCUGACCUGUCCAAACAGGGCACCAACUCUAUCACACAGCUCACAGCCUGACCUGUCCAAACAGGGCACCAACUCUAUCACACAGAUCACAGCCUGACCUGUCCAAACAGGGCACCAACUCUAUCACACAGCUCACAGCCUGAUGUGCCCCACAAGGGCACCAACUCUAUCACACAGCUCACAGCCUGAUUUGAUUUUUUACCAGGGCACCAAUUUUCUCUCACAUAGCUGAUGCUGACACAAUAUACAGGCUGCCCAGGCCACUGUAUUUGCCAGAUCAUUUCAUCAUUAACAGAUGUAAAAAAAACUUGCUGUUCUUUUGUAAACUGGUGCCAUAUGGUCACUAAGAAUUAUAUCACUAUAUGAUAGCAUCAUUCAGUUAUAUUACUGCAUGGUAUUACUGACAUUAUUAUAGCUGAAACAUAAAAGGCAUGUAAGUUUCCUCAUUUGGAUGAAUACCAAAUGCAGCAUAC